This is a messenger RNA of Serendipita indica DSM 11827, 1665 nucleotides long. Lineage: Eukaryota; Fungi; Basidiomycota; Agaricomycetes; Sebacinales; Serendipitaceae. The record is from the annotation of a GenBank genome assembly.
AUGUUCAUCUCCCGAGUCAAAUACUCAGAUUUCCACCCCGGAUUCACCAAGAUUUUCAGUCAGCCAUCGUUCCGCGGGUUUGGCUCCGCCAACGAUUUUGAAAACGAAGGAUACUCGCUAUCUGCACCGACUGUCAUGAUCGACAGGAAAUGCGAGUCAAGUCGAAACGAGCGGGCCAAAGUGCACAAUAUGCCGAAUAAUGAAGAAGAACCAUUGAUGGUUCCUCCAUCCGACGUGACCACUUGUCUGCCUAGCUCAGCGAUGCAUUCAACCGAAUCAUCCCAACGGAUCUCAAACACAGAAGAUAUGACAGUGUGCCUAGAAGCUCAGAUACAGGCCAAGUUCAUUCCCAGCAGCAUUGAACCAGAGACGACGAUUGCUCCCUCAGCUGCGACCGCAUUCCAAUCUGCGGGAGACCACGAUUCUUACUCUCAGGAUCAUUCGAGGUCUGAUAAUCUGUCGUUUCAAGCUGAUGCAAAUAAACCUUCGACCUUUGAACCCAACGAAGAUCUCAAACGAGACGAGAAGCGGAUUGAGAACACCGUUCAACAACGAACCGAGAUAAUUAUGUCUGACUCUGAGGGUGCUGAUCAUUCCUCAUCUUCGACAAGUGAUCCUCAACUCUUCAGCAACCUGCGUCAAGAAUCGACCAUUCUUGAUGAGACCAUCGAAAUGCCGAAAACGAACGAUUUGCCUCCCUCUUCACCCCAAAUGCGUAUGGAUACAUUAUCGUCCCCGGUGUGCUCACCUCCUCAUCUUACUCUGUAUCCACUUCCUAUGUCAGACCCGAUAGUUCUCUCUGGAGAAUACUCAAGACACACCUCGGACGGCAUUGUCGAUCAAGUUCAGGAGGGCAUUGUGACUACGCAUGGCUCUGUUGAGAAAGAGGCACCGACCUAUGAAGCUUCGACGAUUCUUACUCGAGUUGCUCCAAAUUAUCCUAGUACCGCGAGCCUACAUCGCUCAAAGAAGAAGAUAACCCAACCUUUCCGAUCGCCGCUCCUUCUGAAACGUACGAAUUCCAAAGAAGGCCAGAAUGAGCAUAAAUCAAAAGUUAUCACCCCAAGUGCUCGAAAGACCAUGGUCAGCAAGAUCAAAGCAAGCGGUUCUGCUGCAGCACGAGCUGCUUUCAAAUCCCCUCUGCGCGGUGACAGGUCAGUCACCUCAGAAGCGAACCAAAAGCAGCCUCGGACGUUCACGGCAAAUGCGAAAAGAUCCGAAAUUCACCAGCUUGAGCAACGUCUACAACUCCUUCGACGAGCGGUCAAGAUCAAACAAAGCGGAGAAGACGGGGAGCUUGAGGUUCUCGUAACGAAAUGGCGUGAUAUAGCAAAGGAGGUGGCUUGGGAGCUUUGGGAGAUUGUCAAGGAGGGAAGCGUCGGUGAUGCACAAGACUCGUACGCACCGACGAACAGGGAAAUUCGGUUUGGUUCAAGAAGCACACCUUUCAUGCGAGAUGAUGGAUUCGACAGGAACUGGGGAUGGAGUGAAGGGGAAGAGAAGGCAGGACCAGGCACAGAGGGUAACGCAGAGACGCCACUAGAAGAAGAUACUGAGCAAGAGAAACAUCCGGAAAGGACCAUGGGCAUCAUGCUCAAAGAGCUGGGAAUUGCAGACGAGACGCUUGGGUGGAACGAGGACGAAGGAGACUUUGUCACAGUAUAA